AUGAAUUUCUUGAUAACUGGAAUUAUUCUGAUUUGUUUUGUACUUGUUGAAGGUCAGGAGCCGUACGCUUCUCCCAAACUGGGCCAGUUGGUGCCCACAAUAAGACAACAAAAUUAUGAAUUAAGACCUGAAGAUGACAAUUACUAUCUGCGCCUAACCUCACCUUAUGGUGGAACUCGCGAGGAACACGUCGAGUUGCUUACGGACGAGAACGGCAAGAAAGUGCUCACUGUCAAAGGAUCAUUGAACUUAGUCUACAGAGAUACACCACUCGAAGUGACUGUUGUAUAUGAGGCCGAUGGAAAUGGCUACAGGGCGAAAUAUAUGUACGUUCCGGCACAUACCAAAGAAAUACCUUCAAUAGCAGCCAGCUUAAAUCUCUUAAAAUCCGCAGCUGGUUAAAACGAAAAAUAUGUAGUGAAGUGAAUAGUAAUAUAUGUACAGGGUGCUUUCCAAAGUGAACAGGGGCUUUUAAAGAAGGCUACUCUGAAUUUUACGACAUUUGAACGAAUGAGGUGAUGGUAUUUUUGUGUCAUGCGCUCAAAAAUUUGUAACGAGCGCCCAAUUAAUGUUAAGUUUCACCUUCAACUUGAUAGAUCACUUACCUUAAUAUUGUGCAAUUGAGGAACCAAGUGAUGAUUAUUUCCUUAAAAGUCCUUCGUAUACGCAUAUGCUUGAGAGAUAAAGUUUGGACUUCUCCACCUACUUGCAUCAUGCUAACUUGUAAAAGGAAACACGCACGUGGCUCCUUUGCACAGCGAUUGGGAUUUAAGUGAGCGGUUUUUCAUUGCAGAAGUAAACUGGCGAUUAGUCAUAGAUGCUAUUAGUCAGAGGAGUCAGGAUUUACUAUCGAAAUGUUACGCUCAUGCCCACUUGGCAACUACGGGCGCUAAUGAGUUGUGCACACAUUUUCGAAAGGAUCGUGGAAACCUAAAUGGCAAGCAACAUAUUGAACAGCAUAAAUUCGUACUCUAUAACACUAAGCGAGAAUUCACCAAAUAUCAUAUAAUUUGUUGGUGGCUCUUUCGCAAAAGCCAAUUGAUGCCCAAAGAUGCUUAGGGUUCUACGUUCGAAAGACAUGAUCAAGAAUUCUUAAAAUGAAAAGGAAAAACACCUUCUGUUACAGCAUUAAUUAAGGAAAUUAUUUCCAAUAUCUUUCCAAAAUCACGCGCCCAAGGAAAGUGUGUAAGGCGAGAGACGACCAAACUCCCUAAUGUCGCUUUGACAAAUCAUAACUUAAAUCAGUGAUGUGCCCCUUCUACGAUCCCGUGGCGCCUAGAUCAGUCCGUUAAUGCUAUUUUGCUAUUUUAAAGUGUUUAGUGAACUAAAUCGACAAUGUUUGGUUAAAAACAUGCAAAGAAUUAAAAAAUAAAAAAGUAAAAUUGCAUUUUACUUAAUCCUGAAUCAUUCUCUGUAUGUUUGCCUAUUUGGCACAUUUACUUUAUCAGAAAAAUGCACUUGCCAAUCAAUAAUCCAUCCAAAGAGUUUGUAUCGACUUCCUCAAGGGCAUCCGAGUCGGCGACUUUUAACUCGCAUUCGACAUUCCUUUAAACAGCGCAUAUCGCGACACUGAGAUGGAGCAGGACUAUUUUGCUUAAAAUAUAUGCAAAAAACCAAAAACGCUUCCAUUUAUAGUUGAGAAUUGUUGGAAAGCUUUUGAAAACACCCUGUUUGCCUCCUUGUACAUAUAUUAUAUUAUAAAUACAUUAAUUUAUUAGAUAAAGCUCAUUAAUUUAUUUUUGAUACGAAUGUUAAAGUCAUAAAAUACAUUUGUAGUACGAAGUUAUAAAAGGUGAUCAAUUUAGAGGCAUCGGAUACUAAAUUGAAA
Messenger RNA from Anastrepha ludens (Mexican fruit fly), 1828 nucleotides. RefSeq lists its product as uncharacterized. The transcript is spliced from 2 exons. The coding region runs from base 1 to 402 and encodes 133 amino acids. The record is from RefSeq and is a predicted model, not a curated record. NCBI's taxonomy places the organism in Eukaryota, Metazoa, Arthropoda, Insecta, Diptera, Tephritidae.